CCCGAUUCAGCCCUGGCCUACGUUCCUAGUCUGGCGGGAAACACCAUCAUCUGCUCCUUCUAUGCUGCGUUCACGGUGAUCGCUGCUUACCUUACCAUCAGACACCGCGCCUGGUGGGCAAUCUGUCUUCCCACCGGAACCUUCUUCUCCGCGCUUGGAUUUGCUCUACGUAUCGUGCUGCGUAGUCCAGCGAAUCAAGGCGAUAAGGCCAUCUUUAUUCCGCAAUAUCUCUUCGUCGUGCUGCCACCGGCAUGCUUCCUCGGAUUCGCAUAUAUCGUCGGGGGUAGGCUACUCGUCGCCGUUACGGCAAUGGACGGAGGCGCGGUGACCAAGCCCGGAAUGGAGCCUCUAUGCAGUACACCAGCAGACAACGGACACUCGCGCAACGUUUCACUCGAGCCAACUGACACACGUCAGCCACCUUUGAGUCAACGUUCGCCUUUCGCGAUCUUGCCGCCUCGCCUCUAUACGUUCAUCUUCGUCAUGUCAGAUAUCGUCACCUUCGUCGUUCAAGCCGUUGGAGCCUCCCUGCAGACUAGUGACGACUACGAUACAGUCCUCACGGGCUCACACAUCUACUUGGCGGGAGCCGCCGCUCAGAUGGCCAGUUUCUUCCUCUUUGCACUUAUCAUGAUCCACUCUCACUGCAAACUCUAUCUGGUCGACCCAGAGAGCUACUCGUUCAAGCGAGCCUUCGUCAAGCGCAACCCCGGUAGUGUCCUCUUCGUCACUUUACACGCCGUAGGCAUCUGUAUCCUUCUACGAUGCGCCUUUAGGACCGCGGAAAUGGCUUUGGGCGUCCGAUCUCAUCUAUACAACACAGAGAUCUACACAUUUCUCUUGGACGCCCUGCCUCUUCUGAUCGUGGUGGCCUUCUUCCUUGUGGUCUGGCCGAAGAAAUAUCUGGACAGAGUU
Messenger RNA from Microstroma glucosiphilum, 915 nucleotides. RefSeq lists its product as hypothetical. NCBI's taxonomy places the organism in Eukaryota, Fungi, Basidiomycota, Exobasidiomycetes, Microstromatales, Microstromataceae. The annotation marks the transcript as partial. Gene Ontology annotation, cellular component: fungal-type vacuole; plasma membrane. The record is from RefSeq and is a predicted model, not a curated record. The transcript has a single exon.